Durusdinium trenchii is the source of this 2394-nucleotide messenger RNA. NCBI's taxonomy places the organism in Eukaryota, Dinophyceae, Suessiales, Symbiodiniaceae. The record is from the annotation of a GenBank genome assembly.
AUGGCGGGGUCACUCCAUGGUGAUGUGGCAUCGGCCAUUGGCAAGCAGGUUGAGCAGAUGAUCCUUCAGGCCAAGAAGGACUCUGAGCAACGUGUAAGGCAUGAGCUCAAUGUCGCUCGCUCUCAACUACAGCAGAUGGAGACACACAUCACCGAGUUGUCCCAGCGCCUAGAGCGCUGUGGGCGACCGAAUAGCGCAGGCUCCCCAGAUCCUUCUGUGACCGUUGACCGUGCCUUUCUAAGUCAAAAGAUCAAACAGUUAGAGCAGAAAUGGGGUUCAGAGGUGAAAGCUCUGAAGCAGGACCUGCACCGAACGAUCCUAGCUCACAACCACAAUUCGGACCUGAUGCGACACCAUCGCGAUGCCCUUGACGAGGCUCGACGAAAGCUUGAUGCGCAACCCGCACCAAAGGCUGAGCAGGUGGAUUUACAAAUCGAGAAGGUGGAUCGCAUGCUGCGUGCCGGAGCCGCGAAGCAACGUGCCUUGGAUGCCUUGACGGAGCGGCUCUUGCAGCUCGAGCAGCAGGCCAAUUCACUCUUUCCGACUGUGGCUGUGCCACCGGUGGGGCCACCUGGCUUAAGUGCACUGGGCUUGGGAGCUGCACCGAAGAAAGGUAAGGAAGACCGAGGGGACCUGCCCAGCCAAGAAGAAGUGCGUGCAAUGCUUGAAAAGGCUGCUCGUGGUGAGGGUGCUAGUAGUUUCAAUGCAGAGGCUCCUGUGUUCAUUCCGCGCUCCGCCGUGGAUCUGGACUCACCAGGCAAUGCGGCUGCGGAGGACGCGGAGGCCGAGGCGCCUGAGGAGGAAUCUGCUGAAGUGCAAGAGGAACCAGAGGUCUCAGGGCCAGAGCAACUGGUAGAAGCUGAGGCGGCUGAGGUGGAGGAAGUGACAGAUGAACCAGUGAAGUCGGCAGAUGCAAAGGUGACAGAGCAACUCCUGUGGCGCUUCAAAGGUCUGGGCCCUUUGUGGGAGGGCAGCUCCAGGGUGGCAAUCGUCAUGGUGAGCGCGGCUUUCAGCAACAAGACCCGCAUCAACCGUCAGCGAGAAGUUCAAGCCUUGCUGCGUGAGGUUCUUUACCCUGACGAGCUGGAAGAUGGCUGGCAGAUGUUCUUCACAGAAGAAGGUUGGGAUGACGGUGAUCAUGAAAUCCUUGAGCUCAUGGAUCAAUUCUGGCAACAAGGUUUGCACCUGGUCGAGGAUGAAGGUGCGCAAGAGGCAAUUGCUGCCUCAUUGCUACAAGAUGUGCGUCGACUCUGCCGUCUUUGCGUGGUGAGCGACGGGACUGAGACUCGCCUUUGGUCGAUGGUCUUGGCAUCAAUGACUGGACCUCAAAGGGAUCCAGAUCACAGGCUGCCUUCGUUGCUUCAACGCAUGGUGAUCCAAAGCUCUGCCGACGAUAUGCCUUUGCAAGAGGACCUGGAGGCCGCUUGCGUGCGGCUGCUGGAGAAGUUCCGCACCUUCGUCCGUGGCGUCAAACAGCUGAAAAGCAUUCCAAGCUAUGGCUUGCCGUUCGACAUGGCUUUGGCAGCUGCACAUGGGUGUGGCUUGCUGGUGGGCUUGGAAUUGAAGGAUCCCUCACUCUUGUCGCUGCUUGGAGAACUGGCUCAGAUGCCUCCCUUCCAAGCAGAGGCAUCCGGAGCAUCUGGAGCGAGAACAGACCUGGAGGCAUUCAUGUUCUUGGCGAAGGUAGUGUCAGACAGAGCCUUGAAGGUGCGCAGCGGUGCAGGAUGUGCGCCAGGCCGUUUGCAGAUGCAGGGGGUAGAUGUCUCUUUGGGAGACGCUGUGGAAUUUGCCACCGGAGCGGACAUGACAGAUGCCCAAGUGCUUCUGUUGGAGAAGGAUCAGGCCUUGGUGCGUGACAGAAUGAAUGGAUGCAUCCGAGUGGUCAAAUGUCAAGAUCUUUUUCCUCCAGGAUCACGAGAGGCGCUGGCACACCAUCGUGCUGCACUCGGAGUUGGGCCGGAUGCUGGACCAAAAGAGGCGACGAAGGCCUAUAGGCGACUUGCCAAGCAACAUCACCCUGACAAGGGUGGAGAUCCUGAGACCUUCCGCCGGUUGAGAAUGGCCUUUGAAGCCCUGACGCUAUCAUCUGCACCUGCAGAAAACACACCUCCAAGGUCCAAACCUGCACCGCAGGGCUCAGGCCGGAAAAGCUCUUCGCCAAUGACACCUGAAGCUCCCAGGCGCACACGAUUGCGACAGAAGACUCCGCCUGCAGAGUGUUUCAAGGGCAGCCCCAUUGCAGAGGAGGGGCCUGCGCCCAAGCGUCAAUGCAGAAGAGAGCAGAGGAAGCAAGCCCCGCUCAAAACUGCAGACAAGGUGGCUCCUCAUCAACUCACAGUGAAUGGCAUCCUGCAAGUAAUUUGGCUCUUUGCAGUUGGUCCAGGCCCUGCAUGA